Molecule: messenger RNA, 1104 nt
Organism: Drosophila sechellia
Lineage: Eukaryota; Metazoa; Arthropoda; Insecta; Diptera; Drosophilidae
Product: retinol dehydrogenase 12
Exons: 4
Coding region: 61-1038 (325 amino acids)
Source: RefSeq, a predicted model, not a curated record
UGUAAGGGGGCUGGGUCUGGCCAGUCGCCACUUGAAGCUGGUAGCAUUCGGAGCGGAAAGAUGAGUGCACCCACGGAUUACCUGUUCUGCCCGCUGGCAUAUGGGUCAGCUCUUUCGGCCAUCGGAAUCUAUCUGCUCCGACAAUAUAUGCAGGGAGGUCAGUUCACCACGAAAACGGAUGAGACCGGCAGAGUGGCGAUUGUGACCGGCUGCAACCAGGGGAUUGGCAAGGAGACCGUGCUGGAGCUGGCCCGCAGGGGAGCCACCGUGUACAUGGCUUGUCGGGACAUGAAGAAGUGCGAGAAUGCUCGUCGGGAGAUCAUCGAAGCGACCAACAACCAGAACAUCUUCGCACGCCAAUUGGACCUGUGCUCCAUGAAGUCCAUUAGGAACUUUGCAGCUGGCUUUAAGCGGGAGCAAAACAAGCUCCAUAUUCUCAUCAACAAUGCCGGCAUUAUGGACUGCCCCAAAAUGCUGACGGAGGACGGCUUUGAAAUGCAAAUCGGAGUGAAUCAUAUGGGCCACUUCCUGCUCACACUUCUGCUCCUCGAUCUGCUGAAGAGUUCCGCGCCCAGUCGCAUUGUGGUCCUGUCCAGCAUUGCUCACCGGCUCGGAAGGAUUAAGCGUGACGACCUGAACAGCGAAAAGUCCUACGACAGAAAGAUGGCCUACUGUCAGAGCAAAUUGGCCAACGUCCUCUUCACCAGGGAGUUGGCUAAACGCCUGAACGGAACUGGGGUCACGGUGAAUGCCCUACAUCCCGGGGUAGUGAACACGGAACUGUUCCGCAAUACACCCUUUUUGUGUUCGAGGUUUGGAAAAUUGCUCAUAGCUCCUAUUAUAUGGAUUUUCAUAAAGACGGCUAGGAAUGGCGCACAGACGACCCUGUACGCUGCCCUGGAUCCCAGUUUGGAAAAAGUAUCUGGAAGAUACUUCAGCGAUUGCAAGCAGAAGCACGUGGGCUCGGCCGCCCAGUUUGAUGAUGAUGCCCAAUUCCUAUGGGCGGAAAGUGAAAAGUGGACGGGAAUUAAUAUUUGAGCAACUUUAUGACACUUUUAACUCUUACCCUGUAUUGUCGAAAUACAUUUAAUGGAAUAAGCUAAA